AUGUACAUCCCCAGACAGCAAUUUCUCACCGAGGCCGACGUUUGGCCUCAGCACACCGAGAGCGUCCUCCGAACCAAUGACUCAGUCGCUUCCUACCCUGGAAUGCCCGCCGACUUCCAGCCUCCCUACAGAAACAAUCCGGAUAUCCACAGUAUCGCGGUCUUUAUACAAAUCACAUGGAUGCUGUGGUUCGUGUUGAUACUGUUGAUGAUGUGUCGCGCUCUUUACGACAGAUUCGGCGGCGGCGAAGAGGAAAACUCGGACGCAGAAUCAGAGAUCUCCGAGGCUGGCUGGCGCAUCGAGGACGCCAGCCUCCCGGCUAGAUCAGUGGCCUCGCAGCAUCGGAAGAGCACUGCUAUCUGUUUGGAAUCUCUCGAAGAAACGGAUAUGAUCCGCGAACUUCGGUGUGGUCACGUCUACCACGCCAAUUGCCUCAACCUUUGGGUUGAACGGGGUCAUCACGACUGCCCUUUGUGCAAGUACGACAUGCUGGGUUUGAUGAAAAACUUUCUGAAACCCCAUCCCGAUGAGGAAUCCGCGGGCAUCGUUCCUGCUCAAGAAGCUGGACAACCCUCUGGAGAAGUUCAUACCCAUCACGCCACUGACAUUGAAGAAGCUGUGGUUGAGACAAACGGCUGA
This is a messenger RNA of Cladophialophora bantiana CBS 173.52, 639 nucleotides long. RefSeq lists its product as uncharacterized. Lineage: Eukaryota; Fungi; Ascomycota; Eurotiomycetes; Chaetothyriales; Herpotrichiellaceae. The record is from RefSeq and is a predicted model, not a curated record. The transcript is spliced from 4 exons. The coding region runs from base 1 to 639 and encodes 212 amino acids.